AUGCAUCCUGUGGGGUACCUCCUUGAUGAUGAAGGUCAUCAUAUUAAACAUCACACCAUCAUCGGGUCUGGCAGGGGCGUGGUUGUUGUUAGACGCGACGAUGUGGCAGUCAAGAUGGCAAUAGUUCACGCGAGUGACUCGUUCAAGGACGUGGAAGCGAACAGGAGGAAAAUCCGGGCAGAGCAAGCCGUGUGGCGGCGCGUUCAGCCUAACUUCACUAAGCCAGUUCAAGGGAUCGUUCAUUGUCUCGAUCUUCCUGGAGAUACUAUCGAGCUGAAAUACAUGUCAGGGGGCACACUCGGCCAGUGGUUAAGUCAUAGGGAGCCACCCCGGCUCCCUCUUCAGAAGAAGUGGAUUCGGCAGCUGGCUAUUGGGUUGCACAACCUCCAUCAGCGGCGCGUAAUCCACUGUGAUAUUCUCCCCCGCAACCUUCUCCUAGAUGAUGCGCAAGAUAUUAUGAUAAUGGACCUCGGUGCAUCAACCGCCAUGCCACUCAGCACCGUUAUGGUGGAUGCGGUUGAUAGAUAUAACUGCUCAAUGUGGACGGAUCUUUGCCAGCUUGGGCUUGUGAUUUAUCAGAUUGUCACUGGGAGACCCCACGGCGUCCGUAUCUAUCAUUCACGCAGUAACGGCGAUUCCGUCGCCACGUUUCCCUCUCGGCAGAUGCUCCCUGCUGUGGGAAAAGACGUUUGGGCCCGUGAAAUCAUCGAGACCUGCUGGAAGAAGCGUGGAUAUGGGGCCGCAGGGGCAGCAGGCAUUGUGGCAACGCUGGACCGUAUGAAGAUCUGCUCGUAG
Molecule: messenger RNA, 795 nt
Organism: Penicillium paradoxum
Lineage: Eukaryota; Fungi; Ascomycota; Eurotiomycetes; Eurotiales; Aspergillaceae
Exons: 1
Coding region: 1-795 (264 amino acids)
Biological process (GO): protein phosphorylation
Cellular component (GO): cytoplasm
Molecular function (GO): protein serine/threonine kinase activity; ATP binding
Source: RefSeq, a predicted model, not a curated record